This is a messenger RNA of Trematosphaeria pertusa, 1404 nucleotides long. RefSeq lists its product as uncharacterized. The transcript has 2 exons. The record is from RefSeq and is a predicted model, not a curated record. Bases 1 to 1404 code for a protein of 467 amino acids. NCBI's taxonomy places the organism in Eukaryota, Fungi, Ascomycota, Dothideomycetes, Pleosporales, Trematosphaeriaceae.
AUGAGAGUAGGUUCCUUCAACGUCCGAGUCACCGACUGCGUUAACCAGCUGCAGCCUCGCACGGCGCCGAAGCGCGCCCGCACACCUAAUUGCACUCAUGUCACCAUGGAGCGCAUCUACACGCGCGACGACCAUUGCUUUGUUUGCGGACGCCUGCCCUCGAUCGGCUUUCUCUACGAAUGCCGCCAGGAUUGCGACUCAGUGUCUCCUCUCUCCAACGCCCCCGCCCAGGGCAACAGCUACGAGGCGGUCACCAAGUCGGACCUCCGCCGGGACCUGGAAGAGACUGGCUUGAGCGAGAGCGUGAUUCGCGCCGCGGAGCAUGGCGAAUACUCGGGAGCGCAAUUGGAGAAACUCAAGACGCAGAAGCUCGAGCUGAAGCAGGUCAUCUCAGACUCUAUCCAAGGGAUCCAGCUCAAUCGUGCGGUAGCUCAGUUAGCGGCGGCCGCAGAGGAGCCGUCAAACAACGACGGUGCUUCCAACAGCACCGCAGCAUACGAGAUGUGUAACCCGCCUUGCUGCUUCCGCGCAUGCCACACUUGCCGUCCCUACUACAAAGACCGCAUCUACAUCUCCUUCAAUUCCGUCUUCUCGGACUGUUUCACUCCUCUAUCGCGGUCAGAUGCAGCGGUUCUUCCUACCAAGUGUGCUCAAAUCAUGCGCCACAUUGGCCUUCUCCCGAGCCCGCACCCAAGCAUAACCGACACCACUCCUUCCACUCUCCUGACCUCUCUCUACUUGAACUCAGAUAUCGCUGCCGCGUCCUCGACAUCCAGUGUUGUGACCUUCAAAACCACGCAAACAGACAUGGACGAGCUAGACCAGACCCGCCGUCACCGCCGCCGCUUCUACAAGAUCGGUCAGCGCUCCUCCGGUGAUAUCGCUCGCGAUCUGUCUCGUCUCCCGCUCUUCUGUCGCCAAGGCCUCAAAACCGCAAUCCAAGGUAUCUUCCGCUCAUCACGCGACUCCAGCUCGGACGGCUCCAACAUUACGCUUCCCAUGCCUUGCACAGGCCGCGUACGCGACGCCAACCUUAGUGAUGGAAUGGGGGAGUUUGACAUGGGCGCCUUGCGUCGCGUCAGGAGGCAGAAGGAGCGCAAUGACCUGAGGCAUGGCACGUGCGACGGCGGUUUCGAAGGCGUGACCGCACCGGCGGGCCUGAAACGUACCUACUCUGUGCAUGUUGGCGGCGACGAAGAGGAUGACAGCAGCAGCAGCUCCGACUUUACCGUCUACUCGUGUGCAUCGGAGGGUAGUGAGGUCGAAGUCAGUGGCGGGGUGGCUCUCACGGAGGAGGCGGUCGAGACGCAUACGCCUGAUAUCCUCACCGCUCCGGUCCCGGGCCAGCAACGCGGAGCGAUCAAUGAUGAGAUGGGCUUGGAGACCAUCAUGACACAAGUCUAG